AUGUUUGCACAUUCUCUAAUUACGCACCACAACGCCGUUGGCACUGCAAGCUGUGUUUACGAGCUUACGCUGAUCAUAAACAAGUAUUCCAACAACACGGGCUCCAACGACACCAGCAGUCCAUUGAACUUUGCUGAGAGUCCUCCAUACUACCCCAGCCCCUGGGCAGAGGACACCACCGGCGACUGGGCUGAUGCCAUCACCAAGGCAAAGGCAUUUGUCAGCCAGCUUACUCUCAUCGAGAAAGUGAACCUCACCACCGGAACUGGAUGGCAGAGUGACGCUUGCGUUGGCAACGUUGGCGCCAUCCCCCGUCUCGACUUCGACCCUCUAUGCUUGCAAGACAGCCCUCUGGGUAUCCGUUUCGCCGAUUACGUCUCUGCUUUCCCCGCAGGUGGCACUAUCGCUGCAUCAUGGGACCGUGGCGAGUUCUACCGCCGUGGCUACCAGAUGGGUCAGGAGCACCGCGCAAAGGGUGUCGACGUGCAACUCGGCCCUGCUAUCGGUCCUCUUGGUCGCCAUCCCAAGGGCGGACGUAACUGGGAAGGUUUCUCCCCUGACCCAGUCUUGACUGGCCAUGCUGUCGCCGACACCGUUCGCGGUAUCCAGGACGCUGGUGUCAUUGCCUGCACCAAGCACUUCAUCAUGAACGAGCAGGAGCACUUUCGCCAGCCCGGUAACUUCGAGGACUUUGGCUUCGUCGAUGCCAUCAGCUCCAACUUGGAUGACAAGACUCUGCACGAGCUCUACCUGUGGCCUUUCGCCGACGCCAUCCGUGCUGGAACUGGAUCUAUCAUGUGCUCUUACAACAAGGUCAACAACUCCCAGGUCUGCCAGAACUCGUACCUCCAGAACUACAUCCUGAAGGGCGAGCUUGGCUUCCAAGGUUUCAUCGUCUCUGAUUGGGAUGCCCAACACUCUGGUGUCUCUUCCACCCUUGCUGGUUUGGACAUGACUAUGCCCGGUGACACCGACUUCAACUCCGGCCAGUCCUUCUGGGGAACCAACCUGACCAUCUCCAUCCUCAACGGUACCGUUCCCCAGUGGCGUCUCGACGAUGCGGCUGUCCGUAUCAUGGCUGCCUACUACUUCGUCGGCCUCGACGAGUCCAUCCCUGUCAACUUCGACAGCUGGCAACGCGACACUUACGGAUACGAGCACUACUACGCACAGGUUGGCAACAAGCUCGUCAACCAGCACAUUGACGUUCGCAUGGACCACUUCCGCUCCAUUCGCCGCUCUGCUGCCAAGUCGACUGUCAUGCUCAAGAACUCUGGAGUCCUUCCUCUCUCUGGAAACGAGAAGUGGACUGGUGUCUUCGGUAACGACGCUGGUGAGAACGAGUACGGUCCCAACGGAUGCGCCGACCGUGGCUGUGACAACGGCACUCUGGCCAUGGGCUGGGGAUCUGGAACCGCUGACUUCCCUUACUUGGUCACCCCUCUCGAGUCCAUCAAGCGCGAGGUCACUGACAACGGUGGUGUUGUCACUUCCGUCACCGACAACUGGGCCUACGCGCAGAUCCAGGCAAUGGCUAGCCAGGUUAGCCACGCUAUCGUCUUUGUCAACGCCGACUCUGGUGAAGGUUACAUCACCGUCGAUGGUAACAUGGGUGACCGCAACAACCUCACUGUCUGGCAAGACGGUGAGACUCUGAUCCAGAACGUUUCGGCACUGUGCAACAACACCAUUGUCGUCAUCCACUCUGUCGGACCCGUCCUUGUCAACAACUUCUACGACAACGAGAACAUCACUGCCAUUCUCUGGGCUGGUCUCCCCGGCCAAGAGUCUGGUAACGCCAUCGUCGACAUCCUCUACGGCCGCCACAACCCCGGUGGCAAGCUUCCCUUCACCAUUGGCAGCUCCCAGGAAGAGUACGGCCCCGAUGUCACCUACGAGCCCACCAACGGCCACGGCAGCCCCCAGGACAACUUCGACGAGGGUGUCUUCAUUGACUACCGCGCGUUCGACAAGAAGAACAUCACUCCCAUCUACGAGUUCGGUUUCGGUCUCUCCUACACCACCUUCGAGUACUCUAACAUCAGUGUCGUCAAGGUGCCUGCUGGCGCGUACGAGCCCACUACUGGUCAGACCAUCGCUGCCCCUACUCUUGGCAACUACAGCAGGAACAUUGAGGAGUACCAGUUCCCCGCCAACUUCACCCGCCCGGCCACCUUCAUCUACCCCUACCUGAACUCGACUGAUCUUGCUGAGGCGUCGCAAGACCCUGAGUACGGUGUCGACUACACGUGGCCUGAAGGUUCCACUGAUGGCUCACCCCAGGCUCGCAUCGCCGCCGGUGGUGCUCCCGGUGGUAACCCUCAGCUGUGGGACGUCCUCUACACUGUCGAGGCCACCAUCACCAACAACGGCACCGUUGCUGGUGACGAAGUCGUCCAGUGCUACAUUGCUCUCGGUGGACCUGAAGACCCCGUGGUCCAGCUCCGCGCCUUUGACCGUCUGAGCAUCCAGCCCGGCAUGAGCGCUACCUUCCACGCUGACAUCACCCGCCGUGACAUCAGCAACUGGGACGUUGCCGCCCAGAACUGGGUCAUUUCCGAGUACCCCAAGACGGUGUACGUCGGUGCUAGCUCGCGUAAGUUGUUGCUUACUGCUGAGAUGGACACCAGCGACUACACUUCCUAG
This is a messenger RNA of Alternaria infectoria, 2646 nucleotides long. RefSeq lists its product as uncharacterized. Gene Ontology annotation, molecular function: beta-glucosidase activity. The record is from RefSeq and is a predicted model, not a curated record. The coding region runs from base 1 to 2646 and encodes 881 amino acids. The transcript is spliced from 5 exons. Lineage: Eukaryota; Fungi; Ascomycota; Dothideomycetes; Pleosporales; Pleosporaceae. Gene Ontology annotation, biological process: glucan catabolic process.